AUGCAGUUCAAUCAAUGGAAUGUUCUCUCAUUUCUGAAUAGCCCCUUUGAGUCCUGUCUGAGCUUUGGCUCAAUGUUCUUGAAUACUGACCCCAACCUCACCUUCCUGUGUGGGUUGGGGUUGCUCCUUCUGUUCCUGUGCUACCUGGUGGGGAUUCCAACUUUACCAACCUUCUGGAAAACCAAAGUCUUCCAAGAGCGUCAGGGCAGAGCCAAGAGGAGAAGGAAAGGUGGAACAUCGAGAGGUUGGAGACAUUACCAGAGGGAAACAGAGGAGAAAAAGAGGCUGAUUUCUAUUAUGAAAAGCCUCCCAGGCCAGCAUCAUAAUACCACCCACAUUCGUCAACUGUUAUGUCCAGACUCCUUCUGUGAGGUGUGUAAUAGCACAACUGCGGAGGUCAAUCGGCUGCUAUUCCUGGAGGACCUAGAAGAUGAUACUCUUUCUGUGUCCUCUUUGGCUUCCACAGCUUCUGAGACUGAGUCAUUGUUCACUGCAUCCUCUGCCUUUUCAGAAGUCCCUCCAGGAGACCUAAUACCAGAUCCUCUGCAUGAACCUUCCCCAGCGCCGCCCUCCACUCUCUUACCUAACCCAAUGACACCCUUAGCUGACUUUCUUUCACCCUUACCACCGGGUCACUCUCUGCCACCAGAGCCUUUUCCUCCCUUGGAUUCCAAACUCCCAGCAGACCAUUCCACCUGCCAGGCCUUUGCCUUUUCCCCUCUCCCACCACAUGACACUCAGACAGUGGAUCCUGUUCUCCAACCAAAAGCUACUUUGUCUCUGCAUACCAUCUUCUCUGUUGACUCAGAACUUGCCCAAGAUGUCAGCCUCUUACCACAUUUGUCCCAGACAAUGAAUCCCACUGAUUCAUUGGCUUGUCAUCACAUACCGCCAACCCUGUCUGUUUCACCACCACCAGACCACCCUUCAACUGUGAGUCAAUCUAAAUUAAUUUCCACCUUAUUGAAGACUGUCCAGGAGAACUCAUCUCCAGAUAGCCCUGGUGGGUUGUCCACUUGCAUCCCAACAAUCAAAGGCACUGACCAUUCAAGCCUGUCAGUUUCAGAAUUCUCCUCAUGGCAAGCUCAUGCUAAAGACUUGUUUCCUUCCAUCUUGGCACAACGUGAUGUCAAUCAAGAGUUUCUUGCCCCCCAUUCCUCAGAGGCCUUUUUUGGGGGAGACCCUGCCACCAACCUUGUAGAGCCUGGUAACCUCUCGUUUCUCAGCCCUGAUGUCCUGGCACUCCUGGAGAGACAAGUCCAAAAGAGGAGUGAUUUCCUGAUGUGGGAGGAAAAGAAGAGGGUUUCUUUUCCAAAAGAACUUAGGCCAGACUACCAAUUAAAUUCUUCAGGGAAAAUGUUAGAGGGAAUUGCUGAUAAGCACGACUUGGCAGUCUCCCUUCCUUUUUGGAGCAGCAAAGGCAAACCAAAGGAGCUGCAUGUGCACCAGCAGCCCCCAUAUCCUAAGACCUCAGAAGAUCAUUUACAGCAAAAACAUAUCCAGCUCUUCUGGGGUCUUCCAUCUCUGCACAGUGAGUACUUGCCCUCUGUUGACCAUGUCUCAGGUGACUGUUCCUCAAUCUUUAUUUUCACUGCAAUCUUUAAUGCUUCCACAGGCCAAGAAUUCCCAGUACUUUCCCAUCCCAUACCCUUGUCCUUGCCUGAGAUCCAGCCUCAAUCCUUGCCUCAAACCCUGCCCCAAUCCCAGGCCCUACCUGUCACUCAGGUUCAGCCCCAGGCCCACCUUCAAUCCCCACUCCCAAUCCUACCAUCUGGUCCUCUACCCAAGACUGAGAUCUGUGGAGUGUGUUUCCAGAGACCUCAGAAUGAACCAGAGUCUCUCAUCAUAUCUGAAAUGCAACACCUGGAAUGGAACGUGUUGCAGAAGCAACAGGAAAGUUUGUGGGGUUUACCAUCUGUGGUCCAAAGAUCUCAGGAGGAAUUUUGUCCUUCGGUUCCCAACUCUCCUUACCUCCGGGCCUCCAAGGCCCAUGUUUCAGUCUCCAUCCUUCCUAGAGAGUUUCCUCUCAGUGAUGAACUUCGGAAGAAACUAGAGCAUCACCUUCGAAAGAGGCUCAUCCAACACCGGUGGGGCCUGCCCCGCAGGAUCCACGAGUCUCUGUCACUGAUGAUGCCUCCGACCAAUUUUGCAGAGAUGCCUGAGUUGGAGAGUGAUCAUGGCCUCUCAUGGGUCUCUGUGAACAAAAAUCUAAAUGUUGGAUUGAGCCAUCCUGGAAGCUUCCAUGAGAGGGGCUCAGAAAUGCUUCAUCUGGAGAAGGACGUGGGGAAGGAUCAGGGACAUACUUCAGAGAAUGGCCCAAAAGCUCUUUUGUUGAGUGGCCCAGAGAGGUCUUCAGAUAAGGAUCUGGGGUGUGACUCUGAGAAAGACCUAAAUAGUCACAUGGCGAGUCUGUCAGGGAAAAAUUCAAGGGCCUCAGUGGGGAGUCUAGGUCACAAACAACUUGAAAAUGUCCUGAAAGUACACUUGAGCAAGAAGUUUGAGGAAAUCAACGAGGGUCGGCUCCCUGGGACUGUGCAUGGUUCACGGCAUGCUAUCAAGCAGACACUGCUGCUUUCUGACAAAUCCCACACCCAAAUAAAACAGAGAAGUCUGCCACCAUCACUGGGUGGGGACCACUCCCUGAAUACCUUCCAGGAGCUUUCCUUCAUUGAUUCCAGUGCACAACAGAUGCUGGAAGCCCAUAUCAAAAGGUUUCGUAUGAGGAUGCUGUGGGGCCUUCCCCGCAGAGUCCUUGAAUCCAUAGAGAUCUCUAAAUUGAAAGAUGCCGCAUCCCAGUCCUUGUCCAGUUCCCACUUUGCUUCCUCAACCAACCUUAUUUCUGAUGGGGAUUCCAAGUCUGGGGGCUUCAAGCCCAUUAGAGGAAGCUCUAAAUCUCUUCAUGGAGACAAAGUGGGAACAACAAAUUUAGCCCCUGUCCUAGAUCAUCCUCUCCCAGCCACCUCACCUGUGGGCAAGAAAGGACAGGGGACCCCAAGACAAUCACCCUCUGGUAUCAACCAAGAGCUUGCAGAGGAUGUUCAGAGAAGUAAGGGUGCCACACAGACCCUUCUGCCUGUCACACACGGCAUCACAGGCAAAGCAAGUCAGAGACAGACUCGACUAUGUAACAGAUGCCCCCCAAGGCUGCCUGCAAGGCGAGCUGGGGCCAGACAGGAGCCAGAGGAGAAGAGAGUGAGUUCCAGGGAUGGAGUAGAAACACGACAGGCCAAAAAGAUGGAGGAGUCAGAACCUUUCUCCGAGCUCAACACGUCGAGGGAGAUAUUCAGGGCCAAGGAGCUCGAUGCUCUUCAAUCAAAAACUGGUGACACCUUGACAACCAGCAAGCCAGGAAGCUCCCAAAUGAUAAAUGUGAAUGAGAGUAAAGUAGAAACUACUGAGACCACUGAAAGUGCCCCACCAAAAAGAUCAGUUCCCAGAGAUCCUAAAUCAUCAUACCUUAAAGAACAACUGUUGAGCGAAUUAAAAUCUAAACUGGAGAAGAGGGAGCAGAGCCAGGCCCAAGGCCAACGCACUGACAGGCCCCUUCCCUCAGAGAGCUUGACUUACAAGGCCUCACUGACUCAUGCCCAGGGUGUCUGCAGCCGGGACGCGGGAGCUUCCCAGGUGCUGCAUGUCCAUUUGGAGGACAGAGGAAUCGGUGUGGAGCAGCGACAGGAGCCCUGGGUCCCUAAGCAUGUCUUAAGGUGGAGCCAGGAUAAGAAUUUCCCACCAGCUGCAGAGAGAGUCAGCCCUCCAGGCCCCAAAGCAGAAGAGCGUGGUGGAGGGGACGCAGAGUUGGGGACAUCCCAACCUAGAAGGAAGAGUUUCCCUAAUCAGGACAUGGCACUACAGGAGACGCUUGGGAGCAAGCCUUCCCAGACCCCAUCACAGAAGGGACAGCCUCCUCCUGAAAGCCUCUUCAGGAAAAAAAUGAAUCACUUUUUGCAAUGGCUUCAUCCUACGAUAAAAUGCAAAAGGCAAGAGAAUUCCCAGGAAAAGGGCAGCCCCAUUUCAUCUGAGCAGAGCAGAGGCCUAGUUAAAAGGAGAGCUGCCGUUACUGGGAUGACCACAGCUCAGAAGGUCAUGACAGACACUGGGAAGUUCCCAGAGGAGAAACUGGGGCGUUGGCAUGUGAUAGAUACCACCUGUCCUCGAGAGCCCCUUCCCUCCCCAAGGAAGUUUGAGAAAACUCAGCAGAAGGCAGCAGUGCAGGCCCGGGCAGAACCCAUCCAGGGCCAUCCUUCCAGCUACAGGGCUCCUUCCUGUAAAGUGACAAACACCAAGUCCUGCCACCAGGAAGCUGUCUUUGCUGGCCAGAGUUAUCCAAGUGUUAGAUGGAGCAGAGACGAGGACAGACACCCCGAGAAAGUUGUGGCCUUUAAGGACCAGCUAUUGUGUCAGAAGCAUCCCUCAUCUGUGCCCCGCAGGGAGCCUGUGCCCCAUCCAGGCCCCACCUGCAGGCGUCAAGACAACCAGGGACCUCCGGCCACUCUCACCACUGCUGAAGGCACUGUGCUCAGAGAUCUGUCUCUGCUAUUUCAACAGAAAAUGCUUCUCCAGAAUUUCCAGAGAGGAAAAUUUCCUACCCCAAAAUAAUUCCUUUCUUGUGGGGAAUAUUGA
Molecule: messenger RNA, 4620 nt
Organism: Diceros bicornis minor
Lineage: Eukaryota; Metazoa; Chordata; Mammalia; Perissodactyla; Rhinocerotidae
Product: spermatogenesis-associated protein 31D4-like
Exons: 4
Coding region: 1-4596 (1531 amino acids)
Source: RefSeq, a predicted model, not a curated record